Molecule: messenger RNA, 4416 nt
Organism: Plasmodium berghei ANKA
Lineage: Eukaryota; Apicomplexa; Aconoidasida; Haemosporida; Plasmodiidae
Product: vacuolar protein sorting-associated protein 18, putative
Exons: 1
Coding region: 1-4416 (1471 amino acids)
Biological process (GO): organelle fusion; vacuole organization; endosome organization
Cellular component (GO): HOPS complex; endosome
Molecular function (GO): protein-macromolecule adaptor activity
Source: RefSeq, a predicted model, not a curated record
AUGAACAAGCAGGAUAAACAAUUUGUCUUGAAGUUAUUCAAGAUUAAAAAUGGGGAUAUAAAUCUUCUAAAAAACAGAAUAACUCAUUUUAGCAUUAACAACAAAUGCAUACAUAUCGUUUUUUGUAAUAAUACACUCAUAAAAUAUUAUGUCGAAGAAAAUGAGUUAUCUUACAUUGACUUUUAUAGUAAAAAGGCAUCAAAUAAUAAAGCCGAAAUAAGAUCUAUAUUUUUUGAUAAUAACUGCUAUCAUGGGUUUAUAUGUUUAGCAAAUAAAGAAUAUGUUUAUAUUCAUUUUGAAAAUAAUAUUGUGCAAAAUCUAGCUAAAUUAAAAAAAUAUAAUAUUUCAAGUUUAUGUUUUAAUGAUUAUUCUGAUAUAAAAAAUGCACAUUCAUUUUUAAUAGCAACUAAAGAUGGUGAAAUUAUUGAAAUGUCCAUAAAUAAUAAAACAAAAAAUUAUAAAGACCACGAAGUUAUAUAUUCAAAUAAUAAGUUAGUAAUACUAGAUAUUAAUAUGAUAGAUAUCGAUUUACAUCAUUCCCGAAAUAAUAAUGAAUUGUUAAGAAUUAUUUACUUUACUACAUGUAAUAGUUUACAUGAAAUUAGCUACACGAUUAAAAAUUGUAAAAAUAAUAACAAUGACAACAAUAAUAAUUCAGAAAAACUGGAAACAAAUACGAACGAUAUUAAAACACCUACCAAAAAUAUUACAUCAAACAAUUUAGUAGACGAAACAAAAGUUUAUGAAUGCUCUGUAGAUUCUUUGAUCUCUAUUUUAAAAAUCGAAAAAAUUCGGAAUAAAAAUUAUUUAUUUUGGGUUAAUGGAUCAUGUGUAUUUAUUAGCAAAAUUAAUAAUUAUAAAAAAAAAAAAAAUGUUAAAUAUAAUAUAAAACAUAAUAAGCAUAUUAAAAAUAAAAUUGAAACAUAUUUUUACGAUACAGAUGAUAGUAUAUCCAAUUCUACAUUAUCAAGUGGUUCGGAUGGCGAUAUUAAUAUUGUAUCUCUAACUGAAAAUAGUGAAAAUGACCAAAUUAUAAAAAAAGGUAGAAAAAAAACGCAAGAAAUACAAAAUAAAAAAAAAAUACAACGAAAUAAUUAUCAUGAUAAUAAAUAUACACAAUUUGGUAAUAUAAAUGACAACAGUGAAGAUAUAGAUGAUUAUGCACAUGAUGAUGAUUGCAGUAAUAUUACUGAAAAUAUGUUAAACUUAAAAUUUUAUCUAAAUAAUAAUUAUGUUAUAGUAAAUUUCUUAGAUAUAGGUAUAUAUACAAAUGAAAAUUUAAAAAGCUUUGCCUUUGUCAAAUCUUUUUAUGAAUCUAUUUAUAAUAGUAAACCUAAUAGAAUAUGCUACAAUUCGAAUGAAAAUGGUAAGGAUAAUGAAAAGGAUGAUAUUAAUGAAAAUAGGAAGGACGGAGAGAAUAAUGAACCAAAUGCAUCAAAUAACGAAUUUGCAAAUAACUAUAGUAACUAUAAUAAUAACAUUUAUGUUAUUGUAGAUAUGUGUGUAAAUGAUUUAUAUAUUUUUAUUCUUUUAGAAGAAAAAUUAAUAAUUAUUAAUAAUGUAAAUUUUAAAAAAGUAUAUGAACAAAUAUUAUCAACCGAAACUUAUGGGCAUGCAAUAAAAAUUAUGAAAGACAAAUUAGACAAUCAAAUAUGGAUAUGUACAUCCAAACAUAUUUUUAAAAUAUUAAUAAAUAAAAAUAAAAAUGAUAUGUUUUAUUUAAAAAAAAAAAAAUAUAUUCAAAAAAUGUUCGAAACGAAUAAUCAUAAUGAUCAAAUUAAAAUGAAAAAGUAUUUAAUACGAAAUAAUAAAUAUGAUAUAGAUCAAUAUAAAUAUACAAAUAUCAGUACAGAAGAUAUGUUAAUAUCAUUUUUGCAUAAAAAACAGUAUUUUGUUAUAGCAAAUUUUUUAUAUAAUAAUAUACAUUGCUAUAAUAAUAUAAUCCGAGUAUCUCUUUUUAUAUGGCUUAUUCAUUUAUAUGUUUACUCAAUAUAUUUAUAUUAUUAUUUAUAUAGAACCGUUUCGCUUACAUAUUCCGCUAAAAAAUCAAUCCAAAGUAUCGAAAAUGACGCCAAUCCUGAUGUAGAUGACAUAUCGGAAGAAUGUACUAGCGACACUUAUGAAAAACACAACAAAGAAUUAACAAAUUCGAUACAACUAUCUUCUACUGAAGAAGAAGGAUGGACAACUUGGUUAGAAGAGUGGGCAAGCGAUUCAGAAAAUAUAUUAAGUGACAAUACAAACACAUCAAGUAGUACAAUAAAAAAAUUGUCAAAAAUAAAUAACAAAAGAUGUAAUAUUGAAAAUGAUGAUUGCGAGAAUAAAGAUAGUAAAAUUGAACACGAUCAAAUAAAUAAUAAAAAAAAUCAAUUACCACAAAGUUCGAUUGGAAGCAUAUCUAAUGACAUAGAAGAAUCUAAAAAAAAGGCAAACGCUUUGUCAUAUAUCAAAGAGGUUGAUAAAAUAGUAAAUAAGAGUAAUGCCACUAAACAGAUUGAUGCACUUCGAGAAAAGUCACAUAUUUACAAAAAUAACAAAAAUUCGUUUCUUCUUUUUUUUGAAACACUUGUUAAUAAAGAAGAAAGACACGAAAAUAAAUAUAACUUUGAUAUUUCAAUUUUGAAAAAAGUAAAUAUAAAAUCAUUAACAAAAAGUGAAAAUUUUUAUAUUUUUUUAAAAUUCUAUAAAAUGAAAAAUGUGGAAAUAUUUAAUUUUUUAAAAUGCCAAAAAAGCUUACUUGUAAGUGAUAUAGAAAGAUACAAGAAGAAAUACACACUUUUAAAUAAUAACAAUAAAAAUGAUAUUAGCCACCAUAAGAAUCAUGUAAAAAUAAAACAAAAAUUGUACAAAAGUAUUUAUUCUUACAAAUGUUUAGAAGUAUGCAUAUACUUAAUAAUUUUAUUAAAACAUUUUAAAAGUUUUUAUCAACUAAAUGAAGUAAUACUCGAAAUAUUCCAAAAUUUUAAUUGUAUCAAUUUUUUAUUACUUUAUAAAUAUAUAUGUAACGAUUAUACAUAUAUAGUAAAUUAUUAUAUUAAUAAUAAUAAGUUUAAUUUACUUCUUAAUAUAAUAACAAUAUUCCCACAAAACUUCUUACUAGAAGUUUUACAAGAACAUUCAUUUAUUCUUUAUCUUCACGCUCCGCAAAAAUAUGUUGAAUUGCUAAUUUUUUACGACAAUUUAAUUGAAGAUUAUACUAAUAUAAUUAUUUGCAUGUUUAUAGUUACUUACUUUUUUAAGAAGAAAAAGAAAAAUGAAAAUAUACCUCAAGGCAAAGAAAUAACGAGUGAAAUUAACGAUAAUGCUGAAAAUAUCCCUAAAGAAAUGACAUCAAAUUAUGGGUUAGAUAACCAAAUGCAUCAUAACCAUAUUCAGGAUAUCUAUGAUAAACGAACUAAUGAAUGUAUAAAAUAUUUGGAACAUAUUGCAAACAAAUUGAUAAAAGAAAGUUCGGAGGAAAAAAAAGAGAAUUAUAUAUACACAUUUGAAUGCAUUUGGAAAAAUAAUCACAUAAUAAAUUGCUUACUUAUUUUAUAUAUAGAAAAUGAUAAAGAUGAACAGAUUAAAGAUUUAUUAGAUAGACUAAAAAAUUCGGCUAUACAUUUUGAUUAUUUAUUUAUUAUACGAUUUUUAAAAGAAAAAAAAAAAGAUAAUUUUAUUCCACACAUAUAUAUAUUAAUGAAAUAUUUCGAAGAAGCUGUAGAUAAAUCAUUAGAGUUAAAUGAUUAUGAUGCUGCAAAAAAUGCCGUGUUAGUAUGUGAAGAUGAAGAAGAGAAAAAAAAAUUAUUUUUAAAAAUAAUAAAGCAUAUUUCCAAAAAUUUAAAUAAUGAAAACUUAAAAGAAAUAAUUAAUUUAAUCCGAGAUUCGCAUUCAAUAUUAAAUUUACAUGAUAUAUUACCUUAUAUUAAUGAAAAUACAUUUAUAGAAUGUUUAAAAACAGAUAUAUGUUCGCUAUUGGAUGUAUAUAAUAUUAAAAUUAAAGCAAAAAAAGAAGAAAUAAAAGACAACUUAAGAACAAUUAACUUAUUAAAUAAUGAUAUUAAAGAUAUAAAAAAAAAAUAUGUUAUUCUAAAUAAACAUGAUAUAUGUUAUAUUUGUAAAAAAAAUAUAUAUUAUAAAAAAUUCUACGUAUUUUCAUGUAAUCAUUAUUUUCAUAGCGUAUGUUCUCUAAAUCUUUAUAUCAAUCACAAAUCAAAAAAAAAUCUAUUUCACUUCUAUUCUAUACUUACUAACUAUAAAAAUGCUAUUGCUAGUCAAAAUGAACAUGAUAUUCUUUUAUACGAAACAAAAAUUAAUGAAAUUCUAACCGAAGAAUGUUUUAUUUGUGGAUCCUUUUCCAUCAACUCAAUCACAAAAAGCUUCAUUUCGCAAAGCGAGUAUGAUUUGGCAGAUAGUUGGGCUAUAUCAAAUGAGUAA